UGAUGUGUAUUCUUAUCACUUUGUUUUCUAAGACGUUCUUCUUUCUUGAUCUGAUUUUUCCCACGAAGGUCAAACGAAAGAAAAAAAACUGUUCCUCAACGUAGCCAGAGAUGGCUUAUGCUUCUCUUGUCUCCCUUGAAAACACCAUAGAUCGAUUCCUGAAUCACAAUCUAUUUUCCAUAUCUGUUGAAGAAACACAACAAAUUACAUCUCUCCUCGAGUAUGUUACUCCCAUUCGAGACUUUCUUGAGGAAUUUCCAGACGAAUCCAAGAGUUUGGAAGAGCAAAUGAGGGAACUGGCAAAUGAAGCAGAAGAUACUCUAGAAUAUCUCGUGUUGGAGAAGGUUUUUUUGCCUUGUGAUGAUGAGUCUGAAUCCCGUCCAAGUAGAAACCACAAACUCGACCUGAAAAAAGUUAUCGAGCAUACUUGUUUGAAGCUGGAAAAAGUGAUGGAGGAGUUUCCUGAAGAUUUCCCAGACGAAGCGAAAGCUAACAGUUUGGAAGCCCGAAUCAGGGAUGUAGAAUAUGAAGCUGGAGAUAUCUGUGAGUUUUUCGAGUGGGAGGAAACUCACAGUCGUUUUAGAGAAAAAUGGAGAUUUUUACCACCAGAGUUUACCAAGUUCAAGUCCAAACUCCAGUUCAUACACCACUUGAACAAGACAAGAAAUGAAAUCGAUUCGAUCAUGAAGGAGGUGAUGGCCAUUAAGAGCAACAGCGAUGCAGCCGCUUCAUCAUUCACACUUGCACCAGUUGAUGAUAUAGUUGGUUUCAAUGAAGAUGAUGGUGAUGAAUCUAAAUGCCAUCGAAGUGCGAAACAUGAGCUCCAGCUGAAGAAAGUUAUCGAGGAGAUUGCUUUGCUUGCUGCAAAAGUGAAGAACAUAAAGGAUAGUUCCACUUCCAGAAGCAAAAAUAUUCAAUGUGGUGCUAAUUCUUCUGCUCAUUGUUUUUCAACAGCUGCUCCACCUAUCUACAGAAACUCCAUGGUUGGUUUUGAAGAUCAUGCGAUGAACAUCAAGGACCGGCUCGUUGGAGAAACAUCCAAGCUUCAGAUCAUACCAAUAUGUGGCAUGGGUGGCAUCGGCAAAACUACUCUUGCUAGAAACGUUUAUGACGAUCCAUUAAUUACAGGUCAUUUUGUGAUUCGUGUUUGGGUUACAAUAUCACAAGAUUAUAGUGCACAGAGAGUUCUUUCAAGCCUUCUGGAGUCCUUGAAAGAGUACAAUACAGGUAGAUUGGGACAAAGAGAUGACGAAAAAGUGUACAAAAUUUUAAUGGGUAGGAGGUAUUUAAUUGUGAUGGAUGAUAUUUGGAGAAGUGAGGUAUGGGAUAUUGUUAGGAAUGUGUUUCCUGAUAAUGUUAAUGGAAGUCGUAUCAUGCUAACCACAAGGUUGAAUAAUGUGGCUUCUUAUCCUGACCCUUCAAGCAAGUGUUACGAGUUGGGUUUAUUGAAUGCAGAUCAGAGUUGGAAUUUGCUUAAAGAGAAGGUGUUUACAAAUCAAGAUUGUCCUUCAAAUUUAGAAGAUAUUGGGAAGGAGAUUGCAAGAAGCUGCAAAGGAUUGCCCCUAGCAAUCGUGGUGAUCGCGGGGCUUCUAUCCACGGUGAGUAAGAAUCCAGCUUCGUGGCAUGAGAUUGCGGAAAAGGUGAAGUCUACAAAAACUGCAGAGCAAGAGCAGAUUGAAGAGAUACUAUCUUUGAGCUACGUCGAAUUACCUCAAUAUUUGAGGCCAUGUUUCUUGUACAUGGCUUCCUUUCCGGAAGAUCACCAGAUCCUUGCAAGGAACCUUAUUAGAUUAUGGGUAGCUGAGGGCUUUGUGAAAUAUCCAAGCAACUCUGAAAGCUUUGAAAAGGUGGGAGAAGAGUGUUUAGAUGAACUUGUUAAGAGAAAUAUUGUUUUGGUCACAAAGAGGAAGUUUGAUGGAAGAAUCAAAAGCUGCAGCCUCCAUGAUCUGAUGAGGGAGUUGUGCAUUAGAAAAGCUCAUGAAAGUAAGUUUUUCUUGAAUAUGAUGGAUAGGCAUAUUGAAAAGGAGCAUUUCAUAGAAAGCAUAGAGAAUCAUCGUCGUGUAAGUGUUGAUACUUCUUAUCUAAGUUACCUUUCAAGCAAUGGUGGCUCAACUAUCCGUUCCAUCAGAUGCUCGAAAUAUCAUUUAGUGAAACUGGACUUUCUCGAGGGUGUUAGAUUGCUGAGGGUGUUGGGUGCUGAACCAGCUGAUGUGAAAUCAUUGCCAACUCAGCUAUUUGAGCUAUUUCAUUUAAGAUACCUUGGUGUUAGAUAUAGCCAGCAUAUUCCUAGAAUCUUAUCAAACCUUCAAAAUCUGCAAACCUUAAUCAUUCGCGAAGAGCAAUCCAAGUUUGGAGUUGGAGAAGCUUGUGAAACCUUAUUGGUGCCGUGGUGCAUGCCACAGUUAAGACAUGUCUACUUUAGUGAGAAAAUUUGUUUUGAAGAUCCGAUAGAAACAACUUGUUCUCUAGAGAAUCUGCAGACAGUUUCGUAUGUUGAUAGUGCGUGUUGCAGUGAGGAGAUCCUGAAAAAGAUCCCAAACCUUCAAAAACUGAAGGUGGAUUGCUCUGCUGGUCGAGAUGUAGCCUGCUUGAACGAUCUGGUACAUCUGCAUCGACUCGAGAAUUUGGUAGUGUAUGCUGGUCGUUGGGUUAUACAUCGGCCCAACUACUACAGUUUUACUUUUCCUGAGAUGCUUAGAAAGCUGACUUUGAGGGAUUUGCAACUCACUCGUAGGGACAUGAUUGUUGUUGGUUCGUUGCCAAAUCUUCGAGUGCUUAAACUGAAAAGCUGUACUUGUGUUGGUGGAGACUGGGAAACAGGGCAAGGAGAAUUUCCAGUGUUGGAAGUUCUUCUAAUAAAACAAUCGAGGUUGGAGAAUUGGAUAACUGAAAGUAGCCAUUUCCCCAUACUCAAACACUUGAUGCUUUAUUCUUGUUAUGAUCUCACUGGAAUUCCAAAUGAUAUUGGAGAAAUCCCAACUCUUCAACUCAUUGAGAUUAAGGGUGAUGUGAAAAAGUCUCUAACAGAGUCGGCUCAACUGAUACGAGAGGAACAAGAAGAUAUGGGAAACACCACCCUUCAAGUUCUCUGCAUUGCUAAGUAGAAUGAAGGAGUUGCAUGUUCUUGCAUUCAAUGAAGACGAUAUGAUGAAGAAGACUAUGAUGAUGAUGACAAAGAUGAGUAAGAGGAUGAUGAUGUGCCUUCUUCAUGAUUCAAACCCAAAGAGGUCAGUGGAAGCAAGCUUUAUCAAAGAGACUUUAGCGAAGAGUUUGCUUAAGUAAUGUAUGUUGUGGAAUUGUUUCAAUUUGUUAAAUCCUUGUGUAAUUGAAUGUUAAUAUGGUGUGUUAUUUCGUUACCGGUAUAAGGUUCUCAUGAUUGCGUGGAAGUACCAUACUUAGGGAUGUCAAUUGGGCCAACCCACUCGGUUUCAGGCCAACCCAUUCGGUUUCGGGUUAUUUUCGGUUUGGGCUAGUCGGUUUUUUAUUUUUCGGACUAAAAUUUUUCGACCCUAACCCUAACCCACUCGGUUUCGGGCUAGCCCGUUCGGGCCCACAUAUUUACGAUUUUUUUAUAUGUAUAUUUUUUUUAUAUGGAUAAUCAUAUUAUUGUA
Messenger RNA from Salvia miltiorrhiza (redroot sage), 3611 nucleotides. Its product is annotated as putative late blight resistance protein homolog R1A-3. The record is from RefSeq and is a predicted model, not a curated record. Gene Ontology annotation, biological process: defense response to other organism. Lineage: Eukaryota; Viridiplantae; Streptophyta; Magnoliopsida; Lamiales; Lamiaceae. The transcript has 2 exons. Gene Ontology annotation, molecular function: ADP binding. Bases 111 to 3104 code for a protein of 997 amino acids.